This is a messenger RNA of Microcebus murinus (gray mouse lemur), 2996 nucleotides long. It is a transcript of the gene MAP1LC3C, whose product is annotated as microtubule associated protein 1 light chain 3 gamma. Gene Ontology annotation, biological process: autophagy. NCBI's taxonomy places the organism in Eukaryota, Metazoa, Chordata, Mammalia, Primates, Cheirogaleidae. The record is from RefSeq and is a predicted model, not a curated record.
AGUUAGGUCCUGGUUGUGGGAUUUUUUUUUUUAAUUUUUAAGACAGACACAGCUGUUGAGUAAAAUGCCACCUCCACAGAAAAUCCCAAGCCUCAGACCUUUCAAGCAGAGGAAGAGCUUAGCAACCAGACAGGAGGAAGUUGCUGGAAUCCGGGCAAAGUUCCCAAACAAGAUCCCGGUGAUAGUGGAGCGCUACCCCAGAGAGAAGUUCCUGCCCCUGCUGGACAAAACCAAGUUCCUGGUCCCGCAGGAGCUGACCAUGACCCAGUUCCUCAGCAUCAUCCGGAGCCGCAUGGUGCUGAGGGCCACGGAGGCCUUUUACCUGCUGGUGAACGACAAGAGCCUGGUCAGCAUGAGCGUGACCAUGGCGGAGAUCUACAGGGACUACAAGGACGAGGAUGGCUUUGUGUACAUGACCUACGCCUCCCAGGAGAUGUUCGGGUGCAUGGGGUCCGCAGCCCCCCGGGAUGGGGGCCUCCUCGGGGACAGACCCUGCAAUCGUCUCUAGCCCUUGUCAGGAAGAACUUGUCCUCUGACCCCUGCGUCAGACACUGGCAGAAUCGGCUGGUUUUCCCCUGCGGACAUUGGAGGUGUCGGGGGAGCAGGGCUGCCCAGGCUGACCGGACCCCCUCAGUGACAGCAAAGCUGUUGUUCUUCCCGCUUUGCUGGUUUUGUGCUCCAUGCGCUUGCGUUUUCUGGAGGGAAAAAUGCUCUCGCAAGUUUUGUAAAUAAUGACUUUCUUGUGAAUAAGAAAUGGUUAGCUUGCGUGAUGGCUUUGCGAGAUGAGCUGGAGACAACACCUUUGUGGUGCAGGUGGGCAGGCCCCUGAGGGGUCAGUGUCACCCCUGCACGUGGGCAGGUGUCCCAUACCUGGCUCGGUCAUACAGAACCUGUAGGCUCAUCUCUGUGGAACCACACGGUCAGCUCAGGUGUCCUUACCUGUGUCACGAGACAGACUGCCCUAGUUCUCCAGCGCUCACUCUACUCGCUUAUUUCCUCUUGCUCCCUUUCCGUCUGUGGGUGUCACACAUAUUUGUGCCAAAGUGGUAACUUCUCAACAUAAAGUCAUUUAAACCACUGGAGCGUUUACUACGUGCCAAGCUUUGUUCUAAGCAACCUAUGUGCAUUAGCUCCUCAUCAUAAAGUCCUGUGGCUGACUACUAUUACCCUGUAACAGAUAAGGAAACUGAGGCCCAGAAAGGCCAAGGACAUCUUCCAGAUUCACACAACAGGGGCUACCAGGACCCAAGGUCAGAAAGUUUGGAUUUUAGAAGCCUCACUCCUAGACCUCCGCCAGGUUCCCUAACGAGGGGGGACUCUACUCAAUGAUGCCUACUGGGUCCCUGAGCUGCAGUGUUGAGUGGGACAGAUGUAAACUAGGGGUGCAGUGGAGCUCCAUGAAUGCAUUAAUAGAGGGGGGUUUCAGCAGCUGUACAACAAGAGCAAGGGCUCCAGCCAUGCUUGGACGGUGUUGGUCACAAAAGAUUUUACAGGGAGUUGAACAUGAGCUGGGUUUUGAAGUAUGGAUAAGAGUUUGUCCAGGAGGGAGUUUUAUUUGUUCAUAUUAAGCAAACAUACAUUGGGCAUUUACUAUCUGCUAAGCACUGUUUGGGGGUCCUGAAAAUACAGCAUUGAAUAAGAUAGGCAAGGUCCCAACCCUCAUGGAGCCCACUUUAAUGCUAGCAAAAGAAGAAAGACCAUAUUCAGAUACUUGUAAGUACAAUUAAAGAAGAGGAAGGGGGAAAAAGAUCCAGAGUGGUUGGCAGAUAGACUCCACCCUCCAUGGUGGGCAGAGAGGGAGUUAUUUUCACCUGGACCAGAGUGAUGACAAGAAGUCAGUGGCGGAGGUUGAACAUGCCAGGCAGAGGGAACGGUGGCUGAGCAGAAGCUCCUAAAGUGUAAGAGUUUUACAGACAGGAUUCCAGGUUUGGUGCAGCCAGUGAUGGGGAGGGAGAGGACGGGAAAGAGGCGGCAUUCUAGUUGGAGAGAGAGCAUUUGUUGAAAAAGGUGAGGCUCAGAGAAGGUGCGAUCUCCUUAAGGCCCCUUAGCCGUGCUGGGCCUGGCAGGUCUCCUGGGCUCACUCCCUGGGGCCAGCCUGGCCUCUCUCCUGUCUGCAGCUGUCCUUUCCCUUCCUGACUUGCCAACUCCAGUUGCUUCCUCCAACUCUCAUCCUUCAAGUCACCAUUGCCAUAUACCAAGCAAACACCUUGUCUCCCAGACACAUCCUCCAGAUAUGUCCUUGUUGCUUUGCCUUGAUCAGUGAGUAUUCUUAUCAAAUACAUCUGCUUCCUGGGAUUGACUUUGAACUUGAUGAGAGUCUUUGGCCAUGGACACUCUGGUGUUGUUCCUCCUGCUUUCUGUCUUCCCCACUUGCUUGGUCUUCCUUGGCUCACAGUAGCUAAGGCUGUCACUACGCUGCAAGAACAGGGUCCUUGCCUGGGUGUGUAGCUGGGUGAGCUCUCGUGCUCUGUUUGGUCUCCAAGACCCUUCCCGAUGCAGCUUCCCCUCGUACAUUAACCACAGAGGUUCAGAGCAGCCUCUUCAGCUGCCUUGCUUAGGGUGGGUCUGGUUCCAUAACCAGCUAAAUCUCAGUGCCUGAAACAACCAGUCUUUUAUGCUCAUGGAGUCCAUGGCUAAGGGGAUUUCAGAAAAUGUACAGUGGCAACAGUUUGUCUCUGCUCCGUGGUGUCUGAGACUCAGCAGGGGAGACCCGAAAGGCCGAGAGUGACUGGGACGGCUGGGAUCACCUGGAGGCUUCUUCAUUCCCAUGUCCAGCGCCAGGGAUGGGAUGACUCAAGCCCGGGCCCAGCUGGGACUGAAGACUGGCGUGACUCCCAGUGGCCUCUCGGAAGGAUGGCUGGGCUCCAGGGGCAGCAUGCUUGCAAGGAGCAGCUGGAGAACAUGUGGCCCAAGAAACCAGGACAGAAGCUGAAGUGCCGAUUGGUGAUGGAUUUCAAUCUUCUGUUUUUAUUUUUUUUGAGGCAAGUUCUCACUGU